This is a messenger RNA of Cottoperca gobio, 1680 nucleotides long. RefSeq names its product epoxide hydrolase 5 (gene ephx5). The coding region runs from base 137 to 1540 and encodes 467 amino acids. The record is from RefSeq and is a predicted model, not a curated record. The transcript is spliced from 10 exons. NCBI's taxonomy places the organism in Eukaryota, Metazoa, Chordata, Actinopteri, Perciformes, Bovichtidae. Gene Ontology annotation, biological process: arachidonate metabolic process; epoxide metabolic process. Gene Ontology annotation, molecular function: epoxide hydrolase activity.
CAUCUGGGUUUCCCUUCAACCAGUCGCGAUUGUGUUGGUUUUGUGCACGUAGUGGCCCCUUCCACUUGUAGACAGUUUAACGUGAUCUGCAGGCAACAUUAAAAGGAAGCACACAAGACCCUUUGGAACUGCGGAAAUGGAGAGACUCCUUUUUCUGAAGAGAACUUUCUGUAGCUUGGAUACCUUCCAACAGCAGAUCCUAAUAGGCUCAGCUGUGGCAGCAGGGGGGAUACUGGCAUACAUGGUGCACAAAAGAAGACAAGUCAAAAGUAUUCCUCUCGGUGAAGGAUGGUGGGGAGCAGGAGAGAAGCCACCAUCAGAGGAUGAUCAAAUCCAUCCCUUUAAAGUGCAAGCCUCAGAUGAAGAGAUUCAGGACCUUCAUGAGCGCAUUGACAGAGCCCGCUACGCUGAGCCUUUAGAAGAUAGCUGCUUUCACUAUGGCUUCAAUUCCACGCAUCUCAAGCAAGUGGCUUCAUAUUGGAGACAUGAGUUUGACUGGAAAAAGCAGGUGGAAGUGCUUAACAAGUAUCCACACUUCAAAACUAAAAUAGAAGGAUUGGAUGUGCACUUCGUCCACGUGCGACCACCCCACCGUGACAAUCAGAAGGUUCUGCCUAUCAUGCUCGUUCACGGCUGGCCUGGCUCCUUCUAUGAGUUCUACAAGAUUCUGCCACUUCUCACAGAGAACCAGGAUGGUCUUGUGUUUGAGGUCAUAUGCCCGUCUAUCCCUGGCUUCGGUUUCUCAGAAGCUGCUCAUAAACAAGGAUUCGACAGUCUCGCUGCAGCCCGGAUUUUUCUGACACUGAUGGAGCGUUUAGGAUUUUCCCAGUUCUAUCUGCAGGCAGGAGACUGGGGCUCUCUCAUCACCACCAACAUGGCACAAAUGAAGCCUCAGUGCGUGAAAGGUCUCCACUUAAACAUGUUUAUAUCAAACAAAGGGUUUAAAGUGCUGCUUUCCAUCAUUAUUGGUCCUUAUCUGCCCUUCCUGGUGGGCUUAUGUCGGGAAGAUGUUCGCCGGUUGUUCCCUUUCAUGGAGAAAAAUGUCUGGGAGACACUGAGGGAAUCAGGCUACCUUCACAUCCAGGCCACUAAACCAGACACUGCAGGCUGUGGAGUGAAUGACUCUCCUGUAGGCUUGGCAGCCUACAUUCUGGAGAAGUUCUCCACCUGUACUGAUCGGAGGAACAGAGAUCUGGUGGAUGGUGGGCUGGAGAGGAAAUUCAGCCUGGAUGACCUUCUGACAAACAUCAUGAUCUACUGGACCACAGGCUCCAUAGUGUCCUCCAUGCGCUUCUACAAAGAGAACGCAAAGAUUUUUCUUGACAGAGAGGAUGAAAAGACGGGGGUAUUUGUGCCCACUGGACUUGCUGCUUUCCCUUGCGAGCUGGUGCACUGUCCUAAGUCGUGGGCACAAAUUAAGUAUCGAAACAUCUACUCCUACACUUUCAUGCCACGAGGUGGACACUUUGCUGCCUUUGAGGAGCCCCAGCUGCUAGCCAAAGAUCUUGUCCAGUUUGUCAAAAAAGUGGAGGAUUUCUGAACUCAUUGAUGCACUCAGACCAAUGUAAUUAUGGUACAUCUGUUCUUUAUUAUUGCUGUCGUUUGAGUAGAGAUUUUGUUUAAACAUUCCAAAUGGUACACAAAUGUACAAACUUGUUACUAAAGAUCAUUUUCACACUA